This is a messenger RNA of Sardina pilchardus (European sardine), 1540 nucleotides long. Its product is annotated as rho-related GTP-binding protein RhoB. Gene Ontology annotation, biological process: small GTPase-mediated signal transduction. The record is from RefSeq and is a predicted model, not a curated record. The transcript has a single exon. Gene Ontology annotation, molecular function: GTP binding; protein kinase binding; GTPase activity. The coding region runs from base 153 to 740 and encodes 195 amino acids. NCBI's taxonomy places the organism in Eukaryota, Metazoa, Chordata, Actinopteri, Clupeiformes, Clupeidae. Gene Ontology annotation, cellular component: cytosol.
AUGCAGGCCACCGCUCGGAAAAGGGCUUAAUUUCGUGAGAGCUGGAUGCAGCCUUGCAGGAUUAUUGUGUUCUGUUAACCACUGUGAACUUAUUAUUAUUUUAACCCGGACUAGACAAACCUACAUUUUGCGUUAGGUGGACAGUAUCGGAGAUGGCUGCUAUUCGGAAAAAGCUCGUGGUGGUCGGGGAUGGCGCCUGUGGAAAGACUUGUCUCCUCAUCGUAUUCAGUAAAGAUGAAUUUCCUGAGGUGUAUGUGCCAACCGUUUUCGAAAACUACGUCGCGGAUAUUGAGGUAGACAGCAAGCAAGUAGAAUUGGCUUUGUGGGACACAGCUGGACAGGAAGACUAUGACCGCCUUCGCCCCCUAUCCUACCCGGACACUGAUGUAAUACUAAUGUGCUUCUCAGUGGACAGCCCAGAUUCGUUGGAAAACAUCCCAGAAAAAUGGGUACCGGAGGUGAAGCACUUCUGUCCUAACGUUCCGAUCAUUUUAGUGGCGAACAAAAAGGACAUGCGAAAUGACGAGAACGUCAGGAACGAGCUAGCACGGAUGAAACAGGAACCAGUGAAGACCGAGGACGGGAGGGCCAUGGCGGUGCGCAUCGGAGCGUACGAUUACUUGGAGUGUUCGGCCAAAACGAAGGAAGGAGUACGGGACGUUUUCGAGACCGCAACUCGCGCUGCUCUGCAGAAAAGGCUACCUUCCAAGCCUUGUGUGGAAUGCUGCAAGUUAAUAUGACAAGAGCAAUAAGAAAUGUCAAAGUAGCUUAAUUAAACAAAAGUUAAGGAGCCAGACGAAGAAUGGCUUUCACUGAUGAGAGCUAGUCUCGUGUAUUUUGGGAUGGUUGAACUGCAGUCCAAGUUAAUGAAAUAGGUGAUCAUUAUGAGGGACACUGGAGUGAUGUGCUACAGUUUAAACCCAUAGGGUAACGAUGGGGUUGAUAGCCCUUGGUGAAAGAAGUCAGCAACACUAAUCUGAAAAUCUUAUGAGUUACGACCAUUGCAAACACGAAUGAUAGCCCACUCGCGGGAGGACAUUAUGGAUACAGAAGGAUUUUUGCCAACAGGAACGACAAAGGAUGAGACAAUGCAGAAUAGGACACUGUUAUGAGCUUGUGAAAAGGGCUAGUCUUGGUCAGAUGGUUUAUUUGUGUAUGUUUAUAGAGUAACCAUGGUGUGUGAGUCUGUGUGUGUGUGUGUGUGUGUGUGCCUGUCUGUGGGGGAGGCGAGGGCUGCUGGAUGGUACCCUACUUGCAGUGUCAACCUGUUCUGAUCAUGAAUUACAUUCAGUCAUUCAUUCACACAUAUUUACAGAUCAUAUAAUACAUUCAUUCAUUCAUUACAUACAUUCACAUUACACAUAUUAAAACCACUAUAGCAUAAUUGUUCAAUGCACUGAGUUCAACAUAGUUUGUCCACUUCGGUUGAAACAUUCAUAAAUGCCAUGAUAUCAGAUGUUACUGUUUCAAUGCCGUUUCAAUUUGCACCAUCCCCAUCGCCUUCUGGAUGGUCGGACACCAUUCAGUACUGAAGGGGACA